Rosa chinensis is the source of this 1589-nucleotide messenger RNA. Its product is annotated as 1-aminocyclopropane-1-carboxylate oxidase homolog 1. The transcript has 4 exons. NCBI's taxonomy places the organism in Eukaryota, Viridiplantae, Streptophyta, Magnoliopsida, Rosales, Rosaceae. Bases 256 to 1362 code for a protein of 368 amino acids. The record is from RefSeq and is a predicted model, not a curated record.
AAAUCUCACCCCUCGUUGUCCAGUAGCGUCUGUUUGCGACACAGACCAAGGAAUCUCCAAAGCAACAAUCUUUCUUUCGAUGGAGCCUCACACUACUUAUCUUUGAAAGCGAAAUGCCUCAAGCAAUCUACACCCAAAUUCCCUUCUUGUGGAAAAUCUUACCUCUUGUUGUCCAGUAGCUUCAGUUUCCAAAGCAGACUAAGGAAUCUCCAAAGCAACAAUGUUUCUUUCGCUUUCUUGUAAACAAGAUUUCUUAUGUACCACAAAAUGGCCAAUACUGAAGAGCGUCUGCGACAGCUAAAGGCCUUUGACGAAUCCAAAGCUGGUGUCAAAGGUCUUGUCGAUGAUGGAAUCACCAAAGUCCCAUCCAUUUUCAUCUGCAAGCCAGAAGAUCCCUCAGCCGAGAACAUCCCAAGUUUCGGCAAUCCAACUGGCCAACACCGAUUCAGUAUACCAGUUGUGGAUCUUGGUGAUGUUAUCGCUGGAAGGCCUGCUAAGGUGAUCCAAGAUAUCCGGCGGGCUGCAGAGAGUGUGGGGUUCUUUUAUGUGGUUAACCAUGGGAUACCCAAGACAGUGUUGGAGGAGAUGCUUGAGGCGACGCGUGGGUUUCAUGAGCUGCCAAGGGAGGUGAAGGCUGAGUACUAUACUAGGGAUCCCAAGAGGAAGGUCAAAUACUUUAGUAGCUAUAAUUUGUACGAGUCAAAGUUUGCUGCUUGGAGGGACAGCUUGUUUUGUGACAUGGCUCUGGAGCCCUUGGAUCCCCAAGAAUUGCCUCUGGUUUGCAGGGAUAUAACCAUGGAGUAUUCUAAUCAAGUACACAAAUUAGGUGUCACUUUGUUUGAAUUGCUAUCUCAGGCACUCGGACUCAAACCUAACCAUCUUAUCAGUUUGGAUUGCGCAAAAGAGCAUCUUAUUGCUAGUCACUACUAUCCUCCAUGUCCUGAGCCUGAGCUCACAAUUGGCACAGCCAACCACUCAGAUGGCACUUUCAUAACAAUUCUACUUCAAGAUCAUAUUGGUGGACUUCAGGUUUUGCAUGAAAACCAGUGGAUUGAUGUUAUUCCUAUGCCUGGAGCUCUAAUAGUCAACAUUGGAAAUUUUAUGCAGAUAAUCUCAAAUGAUAAGUUCGUAAGCGUUGAUCAUAGAGUGUUGGCAAAGAAAGAAGGUCCAAGAGUAUCUGUGGGAUGUUUUUUCAGACCUGCUACAUCGGAUAAUUCGUCGAGGCUGUACGAGCCAAUUAAAGAGUUGACAAGCAAAGAAAAUCCACCCAUUUAUCGAACAAUUACCACAAAAGAAUAUUUUACAGAGUAUUACAAAAACUCUAUAAAUGAGGUCCCUGUUCUAAAAUCUUUGAAGUUGUGAAGUUUGUCCGUGAAUAUGUAUGGUUGCAAUAUAUGGGUACUUAAAAUAAAUGUACGUGCUUUAAGCAAACAACGAACAUUUUUAUUUUUUUUUUCAGUUCUAGUUUGGAUGUUAAUCGGCAUCUUAUGGCAAUAAAUGUAGAGAUAGCCCUUCUAUUUUGAGUAUUUUUUGUUCUGUUAUUAUUGUGUUCUAUAAUAAAAUGUUGUCAUUCUCUAGUUUAAUGAGGA